This is a messenger RNA of Armigeres subalbatus, 2304 nucleotides long. RefSeq lists its product as uncharacterized. The record is from RefSeq and is a predicted model, not a curated record. NCBI's taxonomy places the organism in Eukaryota, Metazoa, Arthropoda, Insecta, Diptera, Culicidae. The coding region runs from base 239 to 1786 and encodes 515 amino acids. Gene Ontology annotation, molecular function: protein dimerization activity. The transcript is spliced from 4 exons.
AGGGUAGUUAUAGUUUCGAUUCAUAAACGUCAUAAACGGGAUAAACAGCUGGUCGUGAUUUAUGUUCCCAGCUCUGUGUGUACAACCUUUGUGUUAUUUCUAGUAUCAAAUUACUUUAAAUUCCAGAAGCCACCGUUAUUUCACCGGAUAAAAUUGUACCAUCGAAUCCUGCGCUGUUUUGAUUUAUUUAGUGUCCAGUGAAGCGUUGCAGUACUGUAAUAAAUCAGUAAUCAAAGAGAUGAUAGGCAGCCAAACCGCUGCCAAGUUGAAAGAGACGAUUGAGCAAGAAGUUCUUAAGGUGUACGGAAUCCAACCGGAGCAAAUAUUGACGGUUACACACGACAACGGAAGCAAUAUGAUUGCGUCGGUGGCAAGAUUGCGUGACAGUUUGACGGAGGACGAAAAACCAUUCAUGCAGGACGAAAUUCGUGCUGUUGAGGCUGUUUAUCAAGUCACGGAAUCAUACCGCCGUAUUGACUUGGCAGCAAUGGAUGAAGCCAUGGAUGAUAAUGAAAACAACAACGAGAGUGCUGAUAACGAUCUAUCUGUAGAAGAUGAGUCCGGUAUUGAUUGCGACUCAGAAGAAAACGAAUCUGAGGAUAUACUAGAUGAUUCAGAAGAAUUGAUGCUUGAAGGUACUCGAUGUGCGGCUCACACUUGUCAGCUUGCGGUGUGGGACGUUUUGAAAAAGCACGAGGCGGGUAUCAACGUCGUUAAGAAGCUCGUUAAAAUGACACGCCAAUCGAAAUACAAGGAGAUGUUCGUAGAGCAUAAGGCUAGUUUCGCGCCGAUUUCAAAUGCUACACGUUGGAAUGCGGUAUAUUUGAUGCUCAAGGCUCUCCGAGAGCAAAAGCCUUUUUACCUGAUGCUGGAAAAUAAGUUUCCUGAACUUCGAUUUUCAAAACACUGGAACUUUAUCGACAAAUUCAGCAGAGCCUUAGAACCUUUGUUCUUCCUCAGCGUAUCUCUUCAACAGAAGCACGUGCCAUUGUCGGAGUUUUAUACCCAAUGGCUGAUAUGUCAAGCACAUUUGAAUGCAAUGAAAGAUAAUUCGGUUGCCUUAAAAUUGCUGAAAGCCAUGGAGAAGCGCCUUUCUAAGUUGAUUGGAACGAUUCAAUUUAAGGCUUCGCUCUACUUGGACCCUCGUUUUAAUUACAUAGGAUCAAACCGGAUUUCUAUUAGCGACAAAGAAGCGGCUCAGCGUUUUUUGCUGAAGCUGUGGCAUCGUCUGAAUGUAUUGGACGGACGUUCAGAAUCGCAAGAAGAAACAUACGAUGGUGAGGACGAAGUAUUGGAAAGCUAUCUAAAUAACUAUUUUCAGAAGGAUUCACCAUGCGUUGAAGAAGAAACAACACCAUCUGAAAAUAGUAAAGUUUACCAAUUGCUGAAAGAGCUAGAGCUACGUCCAAAGGUUCCAAUAAUCACCCCGGCUCACUUCAAACCUACUAGUAGUAUUAGUGAACCAUCUACAUCGUCGACGAAAGUCUCAAUGAUGCCAACAUCCAAGAAGGAGCCAUUUGAUAUACUACGGUAUUGGAUUGCAGAGGAGGUCCGGAACCCACAGAUGUUUCGUCUCGCCGUUGUUAUUUAUUCAGCACCCUCCACUCAGGUGAGUGUAGAGCGAGCAUUCAGCGCACUCAAACUGAUUCUCACAGAUCACCGUCAACGCCUCAGCGAUAGAAGAAUUCAAGAUAUUAUGGUCUUGAAACUUAAUCCAGAAUUGCUCCCUGAUGUUGCUAAGCAGUUGAAUUUAGAUAUGGAAGCGUAUGUGGCAGAAUUAGAGUGAACGUAACACAAAACUCUCAGGACUAGUACAAGCAUUCUGCUUGUCUAAAAAUAACUCAUAACUCAAAAACUCAUAACAGAAUACACCUUAAAAAGAAUAUCGAAGAUCGACUAAAACGAAGCCUCUCGAAAUGUAGAAUUAAUCGAAAUAACGUUAUUUUUUAUAUAUAAACUGAUCUUUUUCACUUGAGUUUAAAUUUUUUUUUCGCGAUUUCAAUUUUAUUUUGAGACAUUCAUAUUUUCGUAUAUUAUUGUUAGAAAUAUACAACUAAUUUUUGUACGCGUAUCUCAAUAUGAUAUGUACAUGCUACCUUUCAUGAUAAAUACAUGUUUUAACAAGACUAAAACUAAGGUUGAAUGAUAUAAUGUAAUAAAGCAGUUAAGCUUGAAUAAGCAAUCUAGAUUCGGAAAACGUUAACCUACUCGGUAAGCUUUGUGUGAAUCCAAUGAUUAAAAUAAGUAAAGUAAAAAGUGCAAAUUUCGAACAAUAAAUGUCAAAUGCGUCAUGUCAAACUUGUA